CCUAAUAAUUCGGACUUGCCAUGAAUCGUUGGUUAAAUCGCGUUGCCGUCGUAACAGGGGCCAGUGGUGGAAUCGGAGCAGCCUGUUGCCGUGAUCUGGUGGCCAAGGGUAUGAUAGUCGUGGGGUUAGCCAGGAGAGAGAAGGUUCUCCAGGAGAUAAAAUCCUCCCUGCCUGCCGAUCAGUCUGUUCGUUUUCAUACCCGUUCUUGUGAUGUCAGCGACGAGCAGCAGGUCAAAGAUGUCUUCGCUUGGAUCGACCAAACUCUGGGUGGUGCCGAUGUGCUAAUCAAUAAUGCUGGAAUAGUGCGGAAUAUCAACAUCACGGAUGAGGGAAACUCGAAUGAUGUGCGCGCCAUUCUGGACGUCAAUGUACUGGGAGUGACAUGGUGCACCCGUGAGAUAUUUAUAUCGUUGCAACGCCGCAAGGUCAACGAUGGUCAUGUGGUGAUCAUCAAUAGUGUGGUGGGUCACCAAGUACCCGCCGUGGAGAAUUUUAGCCUCAACAUGUAUGCACCCUCAAAGCACGCGAUCACAGCAUUAACCGAGAUCCUGCGCCAGGAGUUCAACAAAAAAGGGACCAAGACCAAGAUUACGAGCAUCAGUCCUGGUGUGGUAGACACGGAAAUCUUUGAAAACGGAUCUUGGGAACAUCCCAGUGGAAUGCCUAUGCUGCGAUCGGCCGACGUGGCCGAUGCAGUAUCUUAUUGCAUUCAAACGCCGCCAAAUGUUCAGAUACAUGAACUUAUUAUCAAGCCUGUGGGCGAACGCUUUUGAAGUGUCCAUUUCGAAAGCAAGGUCCAGUAUGAAGUUUUCGCAGAGCUAAUAAACAAAUCCAUUGAACUAUAGGUGCUGAGAAAUUUCAUAAGUAAUCUAUUAAGAGGCACUACAUUUUAAUCAAUUCAAUCUUGAGCAAUCAAGACUAAUAGCAACAAUAUAUAUAAAAAGAAAAAUAUAUUGCUGUUAUUAUUGUUGCUAUUAGUCUUGAUUAGCCGACUAAUUAAACUUUGAAUCAACAAUG
Messenger RNA from Drosophila rhopaloa, 1017 nucleotides. Its product is annotated as farnesol dehydrogenase. The transcript has 2 exons. The record is from RefSeq and is a predicted model, not a curated record. Bases 21 to 773 code for a protein of 250 amino acids. Lineage: Eukaryota; Metazoa; Arthropoda; Insecta; Diptera; Drosophilidae.